AUGAAUCCUAAUCUUUCAAUUUAGAUGCUUAUUUUAGAUAAUUUACAGAGAACAACAAAAGAUUUUUAUGCAUAAGAUUUAUUGAUAAUUUAAGAUUAAUAUAGUUUAAGUCUAUAAACUGUGUAUGCUUAGAUGUAAAGGACAUAAGGUAAGAGCUACAGCGAAACAUUUAAUAGAGAGACAUUUAAGAAUAUCGGAAGACAAAUGAUUAAGAUUGAUUUUUAGUAAUCAAGGAAAGAAGAAAAGAAUUUAAAAGAUGGAGCGUUAGAUUGAGGAGUGUAUUUGAGAGAGUAACUUGAAUAAAUGUGAAUGAAUUUAUAUAUUUUGUGUUUAUCUCCCUUGCAGGGAAGAAUGUAAUG
Paramecium tetraurelia is the source of this 359-nucleotide messenger RNA. RefSeq lists its product as uncharacterized. The record is from RefSeq and is a predicted model, not a curated record. Lineage: Eukaryota; Ciliophora; Oligohymenophorea; Peniculida; Parameciidae. The transcript has a single exon.